AUGCGCCAUCGAAAUAUCAUCAAGCUUUUUGGAUUUUGUUCUCAUACAAGAUACUCAUAUCUGGUCUAUGAGUUCAUGGAAAGGGGAAGUUUUGUUAAGAUUUUGAGUAAUAAUGUUCAGGCGGUGGAGUUGGAGUGGACAAAGAGAGUGAAUGUUGUCAAAGGUUUAGCAAAUGCCAUAUCCUAUAUGCACUAUGAAUCUUGCCCAGCUACACUCCGUAGAGACAUAUCAAGUAAGAAAGUUUUGUUGGAUGAUGAAUAUGAAACUCACAUCUCUGACUUUGGUUAUGCUACGACUUUGGACAUGAAGUCAUCAAAUUGGACGCCAUUUGCAGGAACCUUUGGCUAUUCAGCCCCAGAUAAGUGUUCCAUCAAAUUGACACUUUUAUGUUAA
Ziziphus jujuba (common jujube) is the source of this 393-nucleotide messenger RNA. Its product is annotated as MDIS1-interacting receptor like kinase 2-like. The coding region runs from base 1 to 393 and encodes 130 amino acids. The transcript has a single exon. The record is from RefSeq and is a predicted model, not a curated record. NCBI's taxonomy places the organism in Eukaryota, Viridiplantae, Streptophyta, Magnoliopsida, Rosales, Rhamnaceae. Gene Ontology annotation, biological process: protein phosphorylation. Gene Ontology annotation, molecular function: protein kinase activity; ATP binding.